GUUCGAAUCCGUGCUUUGCACGGAGGAGGUCCUGUGACUGAUAAAGUACAGACUGAGUAGGUUCGUCUGAGUGAGUAUUUCGAUCCCGAGCCUCACAAGCGGUAUGUCUGGGUGCACGAGAUUUGAAAAAAAGUGGGCGGUUUUCAUUCCCCCCAAAAACCGCGCGACGGUCACGCCGCCAGAUGGAGACGCAGAUCUCCGAAUUGAUUUUUUCGACAGCUGAAGCAACGGGCGGCUUGUAGGGAAAGAUCGUCAGAGAAAUACAGAGGUCCCUCUGUGUGUAACUGAGUGUGUGUGUGUGUGUGUGUGUGUGUGUUGGGGAGAGAGCGAGCGAGCGAGAGAGAGAGAGAGAGAGAGAGAGAGAGAGAGAGAGAGAGAGAGAGAGAGAUGCGGGGAAAUGGGAGAGAGAAGUAGCGAUCAUGGUGGAUGGCGGAAGGCGGGAGAAAGGCCAAAGGUGGGAUGGUGGGAGGUGGCGGAAGAAGUCGGGAGGGGGGAGAGAGAGAGAGAGAGAGAGAGAGAGAGAGAGAGAGAGAGAGAGAGAGAGAGAGAGAGAGAUGCGGGGAAAUGGACCAGUGGGGCUAUCAGUGGGCGGGAGUAAUGCGGACAAGGCUAUCAUCGCUGUUAAUGGUGGCGGUGAAGGCAGCACGAUGGGCUGGACUGGGACUGGGACUGGGAUUGGGAGCGGGAGUGGAAGUGGGACUGUGUCCCAACACAUCGGCAAAUUCUCGGUCGAAGAUGUGGAAUUGCUGACAGUCCUGGUUAGCGAAGCGCAAUCUGCUGGGUGUGUUGGCACUCAUGGGACUUGGGCAGAUUACGUGAAAAACGUGUUGAGAUGCCACGGGGUUACCAAUCCCUCCUUGCAUUCUUGGAAGGACCGCGCCGCCUUCAUCUACUCUUUAUAUCAGCCGUCCGAUCUGUCGAUGAUACACAGACUGCGCUCCUGGUUCAGCAACAAGAAGGAUCUUAAUCAUCUUGAGCAAACGGACCCCUGUCCUUCCUCACUGGAGCAGGAUCUCGUUUUUCAGACAAAGAAUCACCCUGACUACGUCCGGCAAUAUGUCUUCCCCUCAAGUAACAGAGGGUGGAGAAUGACCGAGAGAGGAUGUUCAGUGAACUUUCCGAUUCCGCAGAGGAUUGUGUCUAUCCAUUGCAAAGUGAUUGGAGAGAGAACUGAUGCGACCUACGGGGAAGGAGGAGGAGGAGGAGGAGGAGGAGGAGGAGCAGGAGGAGGAGGAGGGACAGAGAGAGGAGAUGCAGCCGAUGUGAUAGCCGAAGUAACGGCCGUAGAUAGAGGGAUGAAUGUGCUAAUUAGAGAGAGGGUGGUGGUCCCGGGGUCAUCUCGGGGAUUUGCUGAAGAGAUUGACGAUCAGUCCAAGGGGAUGGCGGCACUUCCGCCGAAGCAGCUUGCUGGUGUCCUGUCGCAAAGAACUGGGACUGGGACUGAAAUUGGGACUGGUGCUCUUGGGACCACCACCUACGAGUCGUUCAGAAGGGUGCAGAACGCCGUUUAUGCUCUGAUUAAUACGCCUGGCACCAUACUUGUAGGGUUUCAUCUUCAUGACACGUUGACCAAUCUGAUGAUUGAACACAGCCGGGUGAUCGAGGUGGCAUAUAUCUACGGCAAUCAUCUGAUCGACGGCUGUAAGUUCUCGGAUCGUCCGCAGUCGGACUUGCAAACCCUGUUCGAGAGCGUCUUCAAGUCCCAGGACAUGGGAGUUCCCUUCUGCUCCUCCUCCUCAUCCUCCUUCUCCUCUUUGCCAGGAGGAAGUGUGCGCGCUUCUCCUUCUCCUUCUUCCGAGUCGCUUAUGGCGAUGAAACUCGUUCUCUUCAAGCUGGGGUCAUUCUUUCCGUCGUCCGUUAAGGCAGAAGAGAUUCACAAGCCCGCCGGCGUGGAGGAAGACCAUCGGCGCAAGCUGUACGUUCACAGAAUUCCCAUCGACAUAGUGGGAGAGAAGGCACUGCAAGCCAUCAUCCCUUCCACCUUCGACUGCCACGUGGAACCCAUUCGGCCUGCUGCUUCCAAUCAGGAGGGAAUCGGCUUCACCUGGAUCUGCUUUCAAGAUGCUAAUCAGGCAAAUGCUGCUUUCUCCCAAAUCAAGGGCUACCUGACCCAUGAUAGCCGAGGUAAACCCCAGAAAGCAGUGGUCCUAGCUAACCUCCGCCAAGCGAUCAGUUGUGUGUUGUACAUUCGGACGUGGUCGGAGGCCGCUGCCGCAGAGGAGGGGGUGGAACACAGACUGCUCCCUCGGUACAAAGGGCCAGAGUGGGCUGCCAACCCCAAUCUCACGACACUCUGUUCCGUGCCCUUGGGUGCCCAGGGGUUCAAGAACUCGGCUAUGGCGGCAGAGUCACCUGCCCCUGCAUCGGGGUAUGGAGACGGGAUGGAGGAGAAGAGGAGGCUGUAUAGCGGGGGGAAGGUGUCCGUACCCGCCGCCGGUACCUUGCCUGGCAAUUUGUUGCCGGUAUUAGGGAGAAGCGAGGGAGAGAAAAUGGGAGAGGAAUGGGAGCAGGAGGAGAAGAAGAGGGUGGAAGACAAGAAGGAUGGAGAACGUACUGGGUGGAUUGGCGGGGCAGGCAGGGGGAGCGAGGCUGUGGGUCCUCAGCAUGCCACGUGGAGGAUGAGAGACAGCACAGGGGCCGGUGGUGAUGGAAAGCACAAGGUCGAGGUGGAUGACAAGGGAGGAGGGAAUGGUGUAGAGACCUUGGUCGAGAGCAGAAGGAAGAGGAAGAAGGAGGAGGAGGAGGAGGAGGAGGAGGAGGAAGAAGAAGAUGAAGAGGAGGAACAUAUGAUGGAGCAAUGCAGAGAGGAUGCAAGUGGACAGGAAGCUGGGCGGUCUGACAGAAGAGCAGAGCCGGCGAGUUAUGCUGAAGAGGUUAGGGAGAAGACGGCGAUGGUGGAUGCGCAAGCUGUAGGCGAUGGUGAAGACAAUGGGGGCUCGAGCAAGAAGAAGAAGAAGAAGAAGAAGAAGACUAGGAAGAUGGAGGAGGGAGGUGGAGAGGAGAAUGAACCAAUGGCAAGUGAGGAUGUGGGAGAACUGAAGAAGUUGGUCUGGGGUAGCGACGUGGAACCGACGGAAGAGGAGGACGAGAAAAAGAACAAGAAGAGGAAGGAGAAGGAGAAGAAGAAGGAGAAGAAACGUGCAGGCCAGGAAGAAGCCCCGGCUAUGGAUGGCGAUGUGCACAACCAGCCCGAGGAUAACGAGGAUGCUCCCGCUGCAGAUAGCGACAUGGAACCAACGGAAGAGGAGGAAGAGAAGAAGAAGAAGAAGGAGAAGGAGAAGAAGGAGGAGAAGAAGGAGAAGGAGAAGGAGAAGGAGAAGAAGGAGAAGAAGGAGAAGAAGGAGAAGAAUCGUGUAGAUGAGGAAGAAGCCCUGGCUAUGGAUGGCCAAGUGCACGAUGAGGCCGAGGAUAGCGAGCAUGGUCUUGCUGCUUGUCAGACGAAAGCAAAACCUGUUGGAAAAGAUGGAAAGGAGGGCCGAAAGAGGGGGGAAAGGGGCGAUGAGGAAGACAGGGUGGAGGUAGGGCGGGAGGAGGAGGAGGAGGAGGAGAAGAGGAAGACGAAGAAGAAGAAGGGCCGAAACGUGGUAGUAAAAGACGAGCAAACUGUGAAUCAAGGAAGUGUUGCUGAUCACUCCGGCGGUGAAGAUGAGGAUAUGGAGACUGAUGAUCGGGGAAGUAAGAAGAAGAAGAAGAAGAAGGAGAAGACGGAGAAGAAGGAGAAGGAGAAGAAGAAGAGACACGAGGAGCGGGUGACCAGUGACGGAGAAAUCUGGGGGAGGGAGAGCACAUCAGCAGCAGCAAUGGAGAGAGAGGAGGGAGCACGGAAUUGCGAGAAGAAUCCAGCGAAGGAGAAUGGCGUAAAUGAAGAGGUGGAUGUGGGGAGCAAGAAGAAGGCGGACAAAGGGAGGAAGGAGGCGAGGGGGAGCGCUAUGCAGCAGGCACUGAGCGAAGAAGAAGGAGCAGAGACGGACGUGGAAACAAAGAGCAGGAAGAAGAAAGGCAAGGUGAGGGAGAAGGCAGCAGACGAAGAAGAUGAGCAAGACAGGGAGGUGGAAAGAAAGCACACAAAGAAGAACAAAGACAGAGAGAGGAAGGAGGAGAGGAAGGAUCCAACUGGUGCCGAUGGUGGGGAAGAGAGGGAGAGGGAGGUGGGGACCAAGAGCAAGAAGAAGAGGAAGGAGGAGAGGGGUCAAACAGAAGGUAGCAAAGAGGGACAAAGUCAGGAAGGCAGCGAUGGCAAAAAGGGUAAGAAGAGCAAGGCUGAGGAAGGGGGAGAUGAGAGGAAAAGGAGAGCAGAAGGAGAUACCAAAGGAGAGGUGGGGAAUACGAGGAAAAAGGGGGGCCAGAGUUCGAAUCCAACAGACGAUGGGAAAUCCGAGUCGAGUGGAGAUGGGCAUUUAGAGCACUUAAAACAGAUGCUGGCAAAACAGGACGCAGAGAUGGCUGCUCUGCGGCGGUUGGCUUGUCAGUUACUAGAGGGGACUGCAAAUCCCACGAGUGCCGCUUUAUCAGGGAUGUUAGGUGCGGAACAGAAAUCCAGCAAUUUCUGAACCAGCCAUGGAUCAUAAAGCACCAGUGUCGUUGGAUCCUAUCUUGUCCCACCUGACCUUGGAGUUGUUGGUUCCUCUGUUACAAAGCGGAACACGGGCAUGCUAAAAAAAGGUUGCAGAGCAAUGCAGACCAAAAACGCGAGGGGCGUGCCGGAUUCUUUAAUCAUUUUAUCGUACUGUGAUGGUGUGUGCAGAGUCUUCUAAGUUCUAACUAAAUGCAAGGAGACUCUGGGCAAUGCAGGCAAUGGCGGGCGCUCUGAGGAUUUACGUCAGCACUAUCGGAGGGCGACCGGCUGGAUUGCCAAGGGGGCUGCAUUUUCGUCAGCCGGUCCGCGGCAAUGUUCUUUACUGCCGUCUGCAGCAGGUGUCAGACCCAGGCCCAGUUUUUCAGAUGGGGGACAAAGUGGUAGUACUGGCUUGAGUGUACACGUGUUUCUAAUUGUUUACGGAGGCGGUGGUCUGGCUUCUCCUCCCUCCUCCCUCCUCCUCCCUCCUCUUCCCUUGUCUACUUUUCUGCCAAUGGUGUUGGGUGCUUGGUAGCUGUUGGAUCCCUCAGAGCAGGGAGCCCCUGUAAUGAAGAUAGAGGGGGGUAUGCAGAGAGCUGUAAAUUAGCGAGGCGGUAGAUAGAUAGGUCGACAGACUGAUAUAAGAUGAUAGAUAGAUAGAUAGAUAGGCACGUGGGUCAAGCCUCCGCUGUGAAGGGACUCCCACCCAAUGAGAGCGAGGAGAGACUAGAGGCAGUGUUUGUGCAAUGUCUAGCGGAUGUCUUGGAAGAUAGCUGUGUUGAGGUGCUAUUCUUUUUCCAUGGUUAGCUUGCGGCUUGGCCUGCUGCUGCGGUUUCUCAGGGAAAAGGCAGAGGCGUGACGACACUUUGUGAGCUUUUGCAGAUUUCUGUAUGGUUGGGGGCUACUUCGGUCGCUGAAAACCGAACCGACAGGAUGUAAUGGUACAUGGAGCUGCGGCUGAAGGCUGGGAACUUACAGGAGCUGUAACUGGAGUCGAGGGUGACGACAGUGACGAUCGCGUUUCUUCAGCUAUGUCUCUUUUCAUAACUACGGCUGUUUUUUUUAACAAAUGCAGUCGACAUGUAGUUUGCCAUAGCGUUGAGUUGAGUUGGGAUAUGCUGUGUUGUGUCUGACUGAUGAGCGAGCACGUAGCACGCACCGGGUGUGUGCCCAUUUGGCUGAGCUGGGGCAGACAACCUGCGCCAAUGGGGUUUUUCAACGAGCACGGUGGAUGCGGAUGGCUCGUGUCAUUACCGUAUGUCACAUGUUGUCCGGCUCUUCAUGCAACAUGUCUUGCAGUUGCUGAUGUUUUACUUAGUUGCGUUUGAGAUUUCGUGAAGUGGUUGUUCUCAGGCGUGUACGGAUCGUUUGUACGAUGCCUGUCUGCCAUGCUUGUUGCGCCAACCAUUGAACUAUGAGUUGGGAUUGAGAUUAUGACUGUGAUGCAGUGUCAUUGUAUACAAUCAUCUGUCAAAAUCUGCAGACUAGGAUUGCGCUGAAGCCUUUCGCGC
Molecule: messenger RNA, 6066 nt
Organism: Chara braunii
Lineage: Eukaryota; Viridiplantae; Streptophyta; Charophyceae; Charales; Characeae
Source: the annotation of a GenBank genome assembly